GCCGGCAAUGUGCUGUGACAGGGAGUGAGCUCCCCGUCCUUGGGGGUGUGCAAGCCCAAGCAGUGCCAUCGGGUCGAGCAGACGGGCGGGCCUAGCACUCAGCUGCUCCUCGCCAGGCCAGCCGCCCGCCCUGCCAGCCUCUCCGGGGCUGCCGGGCAGGGCGCUGCUAUUUCUGUCCCCUCGGCGGGAAGCAGGGGCGCCGGCGCCAUUUCGAUCCCUGCCACGCAGCACCAUGAGCACCGCGGCCUUCCACGUGGCGGGGCUCCUGGAGAAGAUGACGUCCAGCGACAAAGACUUCAGGUUCAUGGCCACCAGCGAUCUGAUGACGGAGCUGCAGAAAGACUCUAUCCAGCUGGAUGAGGACAGCGAGCAAAAGGUCGUGAAGAUGCUCCUCAGGCUCCUGGAAGACAAGAAUGGCGAGGUACAGAACCUGGCCGUGCGGUGCUUGGGUCCGCUGGUGGGCAAGGUGAAGGAGUGUCAGGUGGAGACCAUUGUGGAUGCCCUCUGUGCCAACAUGCGGUCCGACAAGGAGCAGCUCCGGGAUAUUGCCAGCAUCGGCCUCAAGACUGUGCUCUCGGAGCUGCCACCUGCAGCCACAGGCUCCGGGCUGGCCACCAAUGUGUGCCGGAAGAUCACUGGCCAGCUCACCAGUGCCAUUGCCCAGCAGGAGGAUGUGGCCGUGCAGCUGGAGGCCCUGGACAUCCUGUCUGACAUGCUGAGCAGGCUGGGAGCCCCGCUGGGCUCCUUCCACGCCAGCCUGCUUCACUGCCUGCUGCCCCAGCUGAGCAGCCCGCGCCUGGCUGUGCGCAAGCGGGUGGUUGUCGCGCUCGGACACCUGGCGGCCACAUGCAGUGCCGACCUCUUCGCAGAGCUCGCAGACCACCUGCUGGAGCGACUGCCCGGCCCAUGCGUGCCCGCCAGCCCCGCCGCUCUGCGCACGCUGGUGCAGUGCGUGGGCAGCGUGGGCCGCCAGGCCGGACACCGGCUCGGGCUCCACCUGGACCGCCUGGUGCCGCUGCUGGAGGAGUUCUGUGGCCUGGAGGAUGACGAGCUCCGCGAAUCCUGCCUGCAGGCCUGUGAGGCUUUCCUGAGGAAGUGCCCCAAGGAGAUGGGGCCCCAUGUGCCCAGAGUGACCAGCCUUUGCCUCCAGUACCUGAAGCACGACCCCAACUACAAUUACAACAGUGACGAAGAUGAGGAGCAGAUGGAGACAGAGGACAGCGAGUCCAGUGAGCAAGAGGUCGAAGAUGAGUACAGCGAUGAUGACGACAUGAGCUGGAAGGUACGGCGGGCAGCGGCCAAGUGUCUGGCAGCCCUGCUGGGCUCGCGGCCCGACCUGCUGCCCGACCUAUACUGCAGCCUGGCGCCUGCACUAGUGCGCAGAUUCCGUGAGCGUGAGGACAAUGUCAAGGCCGAUGUGUUCGCCGCCUACAUUGUGCUGCUGCGGCAGAUGCGGCCACCUCAGGGCUGGCUGAACACCACGGAGGAGUCCAUGCUGGCAGACAGCAGCCUCCGGGCACUGCAAGAACAGGUACCCCUGGUAAUCAAAGCCCUGCAGCAGCAGCUAAAAGACCGCAGUGCCCGGGCACGCCAGGGCUGCUUCAACCUCCUGGCAGAGCUGUCAGGUGUCCUCCCGGGCAGCCUGGCAAAGCACAUGCCUGUGCUGGUGUCAGGCAUCGUCUUCUCACUGGCCGACUGCUCCAGCUCCUCCACCAUCCGGAUGGACACCCUGGCCUUCCUGCAGGGGCUGCUGAGCACAGAGCCUCCUGAGGCCUUCCAGCCCCACCUGCCUGUCCUCCUGCCGCCUGUGAUGGCCUGUGUGGCUGACCCUUUCUAUAAGAUUGCAGCUGAGGCCCUGCUGGUGCUCCAGGAGCUGGUGCGCGCCCUGUGGCCACUGGGCAAGCCUCGGGUGCUAGAUCCUGCACCCUACGUGGUAAAGAUGUCUGAGGCCACACUGGCCCGGCUCCAUGCUACCGACCUGGACCAGGAGGUGAAGGAGCGGGCCAUCUCCUUUGUGGGCUACCUUGUGGGCCACCUGGGCGACCAGCUUGGGGAUAUCUUGCAGCCCACACUCUUGCUCCUCCUCGACCACCUGCGAAAUGAGAUCACCCGGCUACCUGCUGUCAAAGCACUGACACUGGUGGCCAUGUCCCCGUUGCAGCUUGACCUUCAGCCCAUCCUCGCCGAGGUGCUGCCCAUUCUAGCUUCGUUCUUGCGCAAGAACCAGCGGGCGCUGCGGCUGGCCACGCUGGCUGUGCUGGAUGCCCUGGCCCAGAGUCAGGGCCACAGCCUCCCACCCCCAGCUGUUCGGACCGUGCUGGCUGAGCUGCCUGCACUGGUUAGCGAGAGCGACAUGCACGUGGCCCAGCUGGCUGUGGACUUCCUGGCCACCAUGACCCCAGUCCAGCCGGCCUGUAUGGCGGAGGUCAGUGGGCCUGUGCUAGUCCAGUUGUUGCGGCUGCUGCGUUCCCCACUGCUGCCGGCCAGCGUGCUGGUGGCUGCUGAAGGCUUCCUGCAGACACUGGUGGGGAGUCGCCCCCCAUGCAUGGCCUACACUGAGCUCCUCAGCCUGCUCACUGCGCCUGUGUACAACCAGCCUAGGGAUGGCGGGCCAGGCCUGCACAAGCAGGUGUUCCACUCACUGGCCCGAUGUGUGGCUGCCCUCUCGGCCGCCUGUCCCCAGGAGGCAGCAAGCACAGCCAACCUCCUGGUCGGGGAUGCCAGGUCACCGAACUCCAGCACGGGGGUCAAGGUGCUGGCAUUCCUGUCGCUAGCUGAGGUGGGCCAGGUGGCCGGGCCAGGCCCCCAGCGUGAGCUGAAAGCCGUGCUCCUGGAAGCCCUAGGCUCACCCAGUGAAGAUGUGCGGGCCGCAGCCUCCUAUGCACUGGGCCGUGUGGGCGCCGGCAACUUGCCUGACUUCCUGCCCUUCCUGCUGGCUCAGAUUGAGGCCGAGCCACGGCGCCAGUACCUGCUGCUGCAGGCUCUACGGGAAGCACUGGGGGCCGCGCCACCUGAUGGCCUGAAACCCUAUGCCGAGGACAUCUGGGCACUGCUCUUCCAGCACUGCGAGGGCACCGAGGAGGGCACCCGGGGCGUAGUGGCCGAGUGCAUCGGGAAGCUGGUGCUUGUGAACCCCCCAUUCCUCCUGCCCCGCUUGCAGAAGCAGCUCUCAGCAGGUCAGCCGCACACCCGGAGCACAGUCAUCACAGCGGUCAAGUUCCUCAUCACGGACCAACCACACCCCAUCGACCCCCUCCUGAAGACUUUCAUUGGGAACUUCAUGGAGAGCCUGCGGGACCCAGAUCUGAGUGUGCGCCGAGCCACACUGGCCUUCUUCAACUCGGCUGUACACAACAAGCCCUCACUGGUUCGGGAUUUGCUGGACACCAUCCUGCCACUCCUCUACCAGGAGACCAAAGUCCGCCGGGACCUCAUCCGAGAGGUGGAGAUGGGGCCCUUUAAACAUACGGUGGAUGACGGGCUCGACAUGCGCAAGGCGGCCUUCGAGUGCAUGUACUCCCUGCUUGAAAGCUGUCUGGGCCAGCUGGACGUGAGCCAGUUCCUGAGCCAUGUGGAGGAUGGGCUGAAGGACCACUAUGACGUCCGGAUGCUGACCUUCAUCAUGCUGGCACGACUGGCAACACUAUGCCCGGCGCCCGUGCUACAGAGGGUGGACCGGCUCAUUGAGCCACUGCGGGCCACCUGCACCGCCAAGGUCAAAGCUGGCUCCGUGAAGCAGGAGUUCGAGAAGCAGGAUGAGCUGAAGCGCUCGGCCAUGCGGGUGGUGGCCGCCUUGCUUACCAUCCCCGAGGCAGGGAGAAGCCCCAUCAUGGCCGAUUUCGAAGCCCAGAUCCGCUCCAACCCUGAGCUCUCAGCCCUCUUCGAGAGCAUCCAGAAGGACCCUGCUUCGAUGCUAGGCACUGAGCCCAUGGAGCUCAGUUAGUCUGCCCAGCGCCUGGCCACUGAGCCCCAGCCCCACCCUCCAUCCGGCUGGGGACCCAGGCCCACCCUCCAUCUGCACCCUUUAACUCAGGACUGUCACUGAGUUCCAGUCACUUGGCCACCCCUCCAGUCACUCUGGUGCCAACGGUACAGCCCCUGCCUCUGUACAGCACCCAGAAACAGGCUGCUCGAAAGGGACCGUCUGCAGUCGCAAGGGACUGUCCCACCCCAGCACUAACACUAAGAAAAACCCACAACUCAAUGCUUCUGAGUUCACUCAGACUAGAAUUCCAGUGUUGUUUGUAAUUGACAGCAAUGGUUCAGCAACUCAAAGGCAUCAAGGGCUUUUCCUGCAGGAGGGAGACAGGGUAGGGAAUGGACAGGCCUGAACUGAGUGUUUCAUCUUGAAACUUCAUAAUGUGAAGUUAUGUAGCAAAUUGUGGUUUCAAAUGUGCAAUUUCUAGUUUUUAGUAUUGAAGACAGAUAUGACAGGCCAAAAUAUUUCCUGUGACAUCCAAAGUGAAUAAAGAAUAUCCUAAAUUAUA
Messenger RNA from Heterocephalus glaber (naked mole-rat), 4487 nucleotides. It is a transcript of the gene Cand2, whose product is annotated as cullin associated and neddylation dissociated 2 (putative). The record is from RefSeq and is a predicted model, not a curated record. NCBI's taxonomy places the organism in Eukaryota, Metazoa, Chordata, Mammalia, Rodentia, Bathyergidae. Gene Ontology annotation, biological process: SCF complex assembly.